Molecule: messenger RNA, 582 nt
Organism: Acanthosepion pharaonis
Lineage: Eukaryota; Metazoa; Mollusca; Cephalopoda; Sepiida; Sepiidae
Source: the annotation of a GenBank genome assembly
AUGAAACAUUGGGUUCCUUUUGACGCCUCAUCUGAACGAAAGCUGACCAAGGAUAUCUGCAAUCUAUCUAUCUAUCUAUCUAUCUAUCUAUCUAUCUAUCUAUAUAUAUAUAACGUUUAUAUAUCAAAACAGUCUAUUCCUUAUCUAUCUAUCUAUCUAUCUAUCUAUCUAUCUAUCUCAGUCUCUUCAUUAUCUCUGUAUCUAUCUAUCUCACUCUUCAUUAUCUAUCAGUCUCUUCAUUAUUUAUAUAUCUAUUUCAGUCUCUUCAUUAUCUAUGUAUCUAUCCAUCUUAGUCUCUUCAUUAUCUAUUACAGUCUCUUCCUUAUGUUUCUAUCUAUCUAUCUUAAUCUUUUUAUUAUCUAUCUUAGUCUCUUCAUUAUCUAUCUAUCUAUCUUUUAUAAUAAUUUAUACAGAUUUAGUUCAUUUUACAUCUAUUUUUAUUUAUAUAAAGUUACAUUUCCAUCUAUCUAUCUAUCUAUCUAUCUAUCUAUCUAUCUAUCUUUCUAUCUAUCUAUAAAUAAAGGAUUCAACAUUUCCAUCUAUCUAUCUAUCUAUCUAUCUAUCUAUCUAUCUCUAUAUUGA